Messenger RNA from Candidula unifasciata, 1211 nucleotides. Lineage: Eukaryota; Metazoa; Mollusca; Gastropoda; Stylommatophora; Geomitridae. The record is from the annotation of a GenBank genome assembly.
ACGAUAGAACAGACGUGCGAUAUCCAAGUCUGCUUCAUUUUGCUGCUGAUUUCAAUCUGCGGACGUUCUGCACAGAAUUGCUACGCUUUCCUGGCAUGCUGGCGGCUUCACUAACAGAGAACUGUGACGGGGAAUUCCCUAGUCAGAUAGCUGCCAGAAAAGGCUACACGCUUAUAGAGACUGACCUGCUGCACUUUGUCGAAGAUUACAAAUGUGAAAGCUUGUUGUACGUGUCGCCUACACCACGUCCACAUCACAGCUCUGGAAGACCAAGCCCACACUCGGUAGAAAAGCAAGCACGUUACAUAAAUCAGCACCAGACUCCGUCUACAGCCAGCGGUCUCUACAUCGACAUGGGGAAUGUCAACAUUUCUGCUGGUUCAGCCACAGAUAAAUCGUGUUGCCAAUCAGACACAGAGAUUAUCUCACCAAUCUCAGAAUCCAGUGACAAUGUUUUCUUGCGAAGUUUCAGUUCUAAGGACCUUGACAGUAACAUGGAGCAGAUCAAUCAGCAGUGCCUAUCAUAUCAGAGUCCAGACGCUGACCUGAGAUCGUCUGCGGCCAUGUCCACUAAAGCACUAAAGAUGUUAGGAGUGCUAGAAGAGGACUUGUGCCUUACGACAACCUCCACUGCCACAAGUUCAUGCAUCAGAUCUGAUAGUUCUAUCUCAAGUCCUGCCACCCCUGCUGGAAAUGUGUACUAUCCUGGACUCUCCCAAGUGUUGUCAGAUCCCCUCAAGACAUGUCUCAGCAACAGUGUGGAAGCAACAAAUCUCAACGGGCAUGACUCCAAACUGAGAACUUUUACCAAGAUCGUCUCGUUUUUCGGCAAAAUGAAAAACAAAAGGUCCAACAGUUUAGGGGAGAAUACUUCUGUUGCUGGUCGUUCUUUAAAGAAAACUUUGAGCAACAGAAGCGAUAAAUCCAGUAAAGCUGUUUUGGAAACAAGUUCACAGUUGAAAAAAAACAAAUCUGCCAGCCAAGAGAGAGACAGCGGGAGCUACAGCGAUGAAGACAAGGAGAAAUCCUGGUCAGGGAGCAUCAAAAAGACGAGUAAACCAAAGGAGUUCAGAGGCAGGGGAAAACCACUGACGCGCCGUCUAUCCCAACGCGCCCAAGCUGCAAGCAAGGAAUGUGUACGGGACGCCCCUGAACUUCCAAACUCUAUCGUCAGGACGCAGCAAAUGACAAGCAUGAAUGGAAGCAGUUAA